AUGGCUGUUCAUCGCCCUUCAGAAGCAGGACCCUCAUCAUCCUCACAUCCAUCAGAAAAUCACCAUGAAGACCGCACAAAUACACCUCCUCCAUAUUCUGGACCCACGACUCCAUCAAUGACCGCACCUUCAGCUCCUCAACCUCAACCAAAUUAUCCCGGUCUACCAAGACUCGAUUAUUCACUAUACUCGCCAAAAGGAUUUACGAUUUCCUCGGAUGCUACGACUCUCACUUCGAAGGAGCAGCGAUUGUCUGUGAAUCCGGUCGCUCUCGUCUCAUUGAUAAAAUCACUUGCUACUGUUCCUCCGAAGCCACAGAUCAGGAUCACGGGAAGGACAUCAGAUAGCGGAAGUAUUGAUUUUGAUGUGAAGAUUAAUCUGAUGAAUCUGAUCGUACCUGAUGAAGACAAGAGGGGACGAAUGAAUUAUGUGAAGAUCAUUGGUCCGGGCGACGUUGGAUUCAGAGGGGAAGGUAAGGAGACGACUUUCCCUCAUGUCAAUGGAUUAGAGGCUUGGGCACAGAAGUAUUGCGAAGAUCCUGCAAGUAUCAAGCGCUUCACAUUAGAGAGGACAGUGAUCAAUUGGGAUACUUCAUACCUGGAAGGUCGUCUCCUCUCCCUAAUCUCCAGCACCUCAUAUCGAGGCCACGUUACUAUCACCUUUCCAAUGACCCAUAGCCGUGUCGUUGUUCAUUCUCCAGAUGAAGUCAACAAUUUCUUCUCUUCAGUCAACAUGUUCUUCUCUUCAAUCACCAAAGGCCACACAGGCACGAAGAAGUACGAAGUCGUCAAAUCUAUCUGGCCGUAUGCAGAUGUAGCGAGAGGAGAGUAUGGAAGGAGAUGUGCAGUGCAGGAAGAAGAAGUCUGGUUCGCGGAUUGGAGAGAUGCGAUUAGGCAUGCUAUUCUUAGUAAGAGGAGAGGUUGGGUGACGGCUGAGGAUCGGUUGGAGUUCUUGAUGGUGCCCAAACCUGGCAAGCUGGGCCCGCAGCCGGCUGGGUGGGGUGGCAAUCGUUGA
Mollisia scopiformis is the source of this 1014-nucleotide messenger RNA. RefSeq lists its product as uncharacterized. Lineage: Eukaryota; Fungi; Ascomycota; Leotiomycetes; Helotiales; Mollisiaceae. Bases 1 to 1014 code for a protein of 337 amino acids. The record is from RefSeq and is a predicted model, not a curated record. The transcript has 2 exons.